Talpa occidentalis (Iberian mole) is the source of this 1053-nucleotide messenger RNA. RefSeq names its product mitotic arrest deficient 2 like 2 (gene MAD2L2). NCBI's taxonomy places the organism in Eukaryota, Metazoa, Chordata, Mammalia, Eulipotyphla, Talpidae. The coding region runs from base 110 to 745 and encodes 211 amino acids. Gene Ontology annotation, cellular component: zeta DNA polymerase complex. The record is from RefSeq and is a predicted model, not a curated record. The transcript has 9 exons.
GCGCCGGGGCCGGACCCCGAGCCGGGAACCGAGGCCGGAGCCGGCACCGGGGCCGGGGGCUAGGAUCGGGGUUUUCUUCCGGGAGGAAGCCCGCCAGGUGUCGAGAAGGAUGACCACGCUCACGCGACAGGACCUGAACUUUGGCCAGGUGGUGGCCGACGUGCUCUGCGAGUUCCUGGAGGUGGCGGUGCACCUGAUCCUGUACGUGCGCGAGGUCUACCCGGUGGGCAUCUUCCAGAAGCGUAAGAAGUACAACGUGCCGGUCCAGAUGUCCUGCCACCCGGAGCUGAACCAGUACAUCCAGGACACACUGCACUGCGUCAAGCCGCUCCUGGAGAAGAAUGAUGUGGAGAAGGUGGUGGUGGUAAUUUUGGACAAAGAACACCGCCCAGUGGAGAAAUUUGUCUUUGAAAUCACCCAGCCGCCGUUGCUGUCCAUCAACUCAGACUCCUUGCUGUCACAUGUGGAGCAGCUGCUCCGAGCCUUCAUCCUGAAGAUCAGCGUGUGUGACGCUGUACUGGACCACAACCCCCCAGGCUGUACAUUCACAGUCUUAGUGCACACGCGAGAAGCUGCCACUCGCAACAUGGAGAAGAUCCAGGUCAUCAAGGACUUCCCCUGGAUCCUGGCAGAUGAGCAGGAUGUCCACAUGCAUGACCCCCGACUCAUACCCCUAAAAACUAUGACGUCAGACAUUUUAAAGAUGCAGCUGUACGUGGAAGAGAGAGCUCAUAAAAGCAGCUGAGGGUGUGCCUGUCCCCCUGCUGAUGCUACACCCAUCGGACUUUGGGGGGGCGCCGACCUAGGGCCGCACUGCAGGGCCACCCUGAUUCCAAGUGCUCUUAUUGCCUCUGUGUGUGGACCACCCGCCCUCCAGCUGGGGAUGCGUAGGCGUGGUCACCUCCAUGGAGGAAUUCUCCCCAGGAGGGCAGUGAAGGGUGUUGGGACCCCAAUUUCUCAGCCUCCUGGGGUUCAGCCGGCCAACACUGUCUGUCUCAAAUACUGUGCUGUGAAUUGUUUCAAUAAAGGGGCCCCAAGGGCUGAGCCAGGCUG